Molecule: messenger RNA, 1871 nt
Organism: Vanrija pseudolonga
Lineage: Eukaryota; Fungi; Basidiomycota; Tremellomycetes; Trichosporonales; Trichosporonaceae
Product: Isocitrate lyase
Exons: 2
Coding region: 182-1801 (539 amino acids)
Biological process (GO): carboxylic acid metabolic process
Molecular function (GO): isocitrate lyase activity
Source: RefSeq, a predicted model, not a curated record
CUGUCGUGGUGCCGACCGGCCCAACUUUGGCGCGCAUCCCCUCCUCCCAUCGCAUAUAAAGAUACUAGGCCGGCCAGCCCUACCCCCUCUUCCUGCACCACACCCCAUCACCACACCCAGCACUUUACGCUAGGUAUCUACUGCCCCAUCACACCUAGACCACCCAAAACUACUUGAAACAAUGUCCCAGGCCGAGGUCAAGGCAUUCCAGGACGAGGUCAAGGCCUUCGAGGCCUUUGCCAAGCAACCUCGUUUCGCUCGCACGGUCCGCCCCUACUCGGCUGCCGAUGUCGUCUCGAAGCGCGGCACUCUCCCCAUCGCCUACCCUUCGGACGUCCAGGCCAAGAAGCUCUACAAGCUCCUCGAGUCCAAGGCUCGCGGCGAGGGUGGUGGCUGCACGGCCACCUACGGCGCCCUCGACCCUGUCCAGCUCACCCAGAUGGCCAAGCACCUCGAGACCGUCUACGUCUCGGGAUGGCAGUGCUCGUCGACCGCGUCCAGCUCGCUUGAGCCCGGACCUGAUCUUGCCGACUACCCCUCCAACACCGUCCCCAACAAGGUCGCCCAGCUCUUCACCGCCCAGCUCUACCACGACAGGAAGCAGCGUUUCACUCGCACCAGCGCCAUCGCCAAGGGCGAGAACCCCGGCCCCGCCAUCGACUACCUCCGCCCCAUUGUCGCCGACGCCGACACCGGACACGGUGGUCUCACUGCUGUCAUGAAGCUCACCAAGAUGUUCGUUGAGGCUGGCGCUGCUGGUGUUCACAUUGAGGACCAGGCUCCCGGAACCAAGAAGUGCGGUCACAUGGCCGGCAAGGUCCUCGUGCCCAUCUCGGAGCACAUCAACCGUCUCGUUGCCAUCCGUCUCCAGUGCGACAUCAUGGGCACCACCAACCUUGCUGUCGCCCGUACCGACUCUGAGGCUGCUACCCUCAUCACCUCCAACAUUGACUCGCGCGACCACGCCUUCAUCCUUGGCUCCACCAACGCCAGCCUCGAGCCCCUCGUUGAGGUCAUGUCCGCCGCCGAGGGUGCCGGCAAGACCGGCGCCGUUCUCCAGCAGAUCGAGGACGAGUGGAUCAAGGCCGCCAACCUCCAGCUCUACAGCGACGUUCUUGCCGCUGCUCUUAAGCGUGAGGGCAAGAACCCCGCCCAGUUCCUCAAGGAGGCCGAGCACGCUUCCAACAAGGAGGCCCUUGCUCUCGCCAAGCGCCACGGCCUCCAGUCCGUUCCCUUCUGGGACUGGGCUGCUCCCCGCACUCGUGAGGGCUACUACCGUUACCGCGGCGGAACUCGCUGCGCCAUCAACCGUGCCAUCGCCUUCGCCCCCUACGCCGACCUCAUCUGGAUGGAGACCAAGAGCCCCAUCUACGCUCAGGCCAAGGAGUUCGCAGACGGUGUCCACGCCGCUGUUCCUGGCCAGUGGCUCGCCUACAACCUCAGCCCCUCGUUCAACUGGGACGCCGCUGGUCUCGGCCCCAAGGAGAUGAAGGACUUUGUCUGGGCUCUUGGCAAGCUCGGCUUCGUCUUCCAGUUCAUCACCCUUGCUGGUCUCCACUCCAACGCCUACAUCAGCGACCUCUUCGCCCAGAACUUUGCCAAGGACGGAAUGAAGGCCUACGUCGAGCUCAUCCAGCGCAGGGAGGCCGACAUUGGCUGCGACGUCCUCACCCACCAGAAGUGGUCGGGCGCCGACUACGCCGACGCCCUUCUCAUGACUGUUACGGGCGGAGUUUCAAGCACGGCAGCUAUGGGCGCCGGGGUCACCGAGGACCAGUUCAAGAAGAAGAGCAAGCUGUAGAACAGCCGUGUAAAAGCAAUCAGCAGUUGUGUAGUUUUUUGUGGUCCUUCAUGCAAUCAUUAGCAUCGUG